GGACGAGUGAGGAUACAAGAAGCAAGCAAGAACAAUCACACACGCACACACACACACACACACACACAAAAGAACAAACACACAUACAGACGCAGUAGAGUGAGCAAAAAAACAGUAAAUCCUGAGCUUUCAUCCUGACUCCUCUGUGAUGCUGUGAGUGAAGCAAGGAAAGAGAGAGAGAGAGAGAGAGAGCAGAGAGAGAGCGAGAGAGAACGGGAGGAAUAGAAAGGCAGUGCGAGGGAAUAGGUGAAAACAUAACCGUGUCUGCAGGGAGGUAAGGGAGGGCCAAAUUCCGACGGGUUUUAAGACGUAGCGGAACAGUUUUUAACCACUCGGAACUUCGGCAACUGCGGAUCCAUCCAUCGCAUGUAUACGUAUCGCUGGAGCAGAUUUAUAUGUAUACUGAUGCAGGCAUCUUGCUUCCGGCUGUCCAGUGACAGGGUUUGUGUGUUUCCGUGUAUGUGUGUGUGUGUGUGUGGUGUUAUCAGUAAAAGUUCAGCACAACUUAAACAGGGUCUAGAAUAUCUUUUGGAGAUCCUCGACUCAUCGAUCAAUUAAGAAUCAAUCAGCGUGAUUAACCGAUACGCAGUGCGAGUCGAAGAGACGCCACAGUGACAGCACAGCAGGCCCACCAGUUGUGCGGUCCAGUACAGUACAGGUUCCUUUGAAGACGCGCGGCACCAUCUUAGCCCAAGCGCUGCCAGCAUGGAUUCGUUCUUCCGGCUGCGUCGGUCGUCCCACACGCCCGCGUACAGCCAGGGCGGCCAGGAGCCGCUGAUCGUGGUCGAGGAGUCGGAAAACAAUGAGAAGGAGGAGGAGGCAAGCAAUCAGUCGUCCCAGCGCCAAAGCCUGGACAUCGAGUCGCCGGAGAAUCCGUACUUGCUGUCGCCCUGGCGCGAAACGCGCAAACACUCGCUGCCGACCCCGCCCUGCACCAGCGGCAUCACCGCCAGCCAGGUGCGCCGCCUGUCCGAGCGGGGCGGCGAAGGGUCGGGCCCGUCGCCCCGCGAGCAAGCCUUCCUGGCGACGCUCUACAGCACGCCGGCCCCGCAGCCGGGCGGCCGGCGCCACUCGGUCGUGACGAUCAGCCGCGUGCCGCCCACCAUGUUUGGCCGGAACCGCCGGGAGUCGAUUGCUGCGCUACCGGCCGGCCAGCGCUCGAACGCAAGCUCCCGACGCGAAAGCAAUAUCGGACCGCCGCCAUCGACGGACCACCGAGGUAGUAUACACAAUUUACAGUUAGAUAUAAUGGAUGAUAUAGUACAGGCUAGAAAAGCGCGCAUGAAGCUGUGGAACACGAGCAACGAGCGUGUGUGCGAGGUGCAGACGCUGGACGAGGCCGGCACCGGUUCCAGCUCGCCGAUGCGCUACACCAACCGGCGCUACUCGGACUUUGUCGGUACCGCCCUGCCCCCGAUACAGUCGUUCCGGCGCGCCUCCGAGAUGCCGAUAUCGCCGUGCGGCGCCCCGCUCGUGCCGGGCAGCUCGUUCAACGCGUCGGCCGCCACCGCCACCGGUGCCGCAGCCGCCACAGCCGCCGCAGCUGCCGCCGCCGCCGCUGCCGCCGCCUCCCCGGGCACCGACGCCGCGUCCCCGAAGCCGAAAACGAAGAUGGGUAUCGUGUGCACCAACACUGAUCUGAUAUCUCUCUUAUCGUCUCUAGCCUCGUCUGCGACAGAGAUUAAUCGAUGUGGCGAGAAAGAGCACCCUAGCCCCCUAGCCUCCCACGCGUUUCCGCUCCGGUCGGCGGCCAGGAGCCCGACGGCGGGCCCGUCCGGUGCAGCCGGCGCCGCCGCCGACCCGCCCAAGAGCAAUCUGCAGAAGAAUCGCUCCAACAGUUUUGACAUUUCGCUCUACCAGAAUAUCAAGCAGCUGGCGACCGGGGGCGGCAGCGGUGGCGGCGGGUCGGCCGGUCCGCCCGACGGCUUCGUCGAGUCGGGCUGGUUCGUCAAGCGCCACCAGCCGAUGGCGCGCCGCAAGUCCGCGUCCCGGUCGCCGAGCGCGACCGUCACGUUCGCGCGCGAAACGUUCGACAAGCUGCGGGAGGCCGGAACCGGGCCCGCCCACAAGGAGGAACCGAAGCCGAAGCCGAAGGAGUCCCGCUCGCCGCUGAACAAGCUCAAGUGGGACGGCCGGAGCGCGAUCGUGGACGCGCGCAUGAUCGGGCACGCGAUCGAGAACUUCAUCACCGGCUCGUCCUCGUCGUCCCCGUCCGCGUCGUCGUCGUCGUCCGGCGGCAAGAAGUCGUCCGCCGGGGGCAAGGAGGGCGGGGCCGGCCGGUCCGGCGCGAAGAAGUCGGUCACCUCCAGCUGGUUCGGCAAGGCGGACGAGGACGAGGACUCGAACGACACGUGCGACUCGUCGCUCUGCUCCACGCUGAAGGAUCUGUUCGUGAAGUAAGGUGGGGGCGUGCGGCACCGCACCCACUACCCGAUACACCGAUACCCCGCAUGCCGCAACGCGCCCGCGAACGGAUGAGGCAGCACACACACCGGCGCGCAGACCCGGCUGGGCCCGCAACAGGGUCGCCAUGGGCCGGUCGCAUACGUUCGGGGCACGUUCCGGCACAGAUGCCCACCGAUUACACGCAAGCUAGCAGUGCAGGAGAUACAGGUGUGAGUGUGUGUGUGUGUGUGUGUGAAUGCGAGUAUGUAUGAAUGAUUGUAUGUGUGUGUGAGAGAAGAGGACGCCAGCAGCGAUCGACAAGAGGACGUGGACGGCGCACACAAUUAACAUUAACCAAUCCCACCAAUGUUAGCAUAGCCUUUUUGGACAUCUACCGAUAUCGUGAACAAGUUUUACUAGGCUAACGGAUCUACUUAAGCAUGUUCGUACGUUGUGCAUUCUCUUAGAGUACUUGUUGUAUUUUGUUGUUGUUGUUGUGUCGGUUCACAUACAAUUUUUCUACGCAAACUCAACACGACUCGCUCAUAGCAAUACUGUUACCACCGUAGCGCGGUGCACGCGAAAAAUGGGACGUUGGUACGCUGCCAAACUGAUUCCUAGGAAGGAUCGUACGAUUGGUGGCGAGUUUUGCUAGUAAGUUCUAGCACUGUUCCAUUCCGAUCGCUCCAUUUCCCAUUUAUUGCAAAAAAAAAUGUUCCCUGUAGUAAUCCCCAAUUGAUUCUGUCCAAUCCCAAACCAUCUCCCAAAAUGUCCGAUAAGCCCAAAUAAAGCCCUCUCCAAAUUCCUUUGCUGGGGAAUAUCGCAAACAAUCAUCUACUGAUCUUAGGUUUCUGUGAAAUCCCUACAUAC
Molecule: messenger RNA, 3255 nt
Organism: Anopheles gambiae (African malaria mosquito)
Lineage: Eukaryota; Metazoa; Arthropoda; Insecta; Diptera; Culicidae
Exons: 4
Coding region: 706-2400 (564 amino acids)
Source: RefSeq, a predicted model, not a curated record